AGCCAAUCCCGAACCAAAGCCAUUAUCCACUAGUAAUUUAGUACUAAGAAAAUGAGAAAUCUUAGCAUCAUUCUAGCUUCAUUCUUGUUCUCGACCGUGGUUGCAAUUUCAUUUGCAGCUUCUGAUCAUUCUGUCCAUCAGACAUUUGUUCAAUGUCUACAAAAGCAUUCUUCACCCAACAUUUCUGCAGUAAUUUACACCCCAAACAACUCUUCAUUUCCCACUGUUUUGCAAGCCUACAUCAGAAAUCUAAGAUUCAAUGAGUCCACCACAAGAAAGCCUUUCCUCAUCCUCACUGCUUUGGAUGUUUCUCAUAUCCAAGCAGCUAUCAUCUGCGCAAAAGCGCAAGGCCUACAGAUGAAAACCCGAAGUGGAGGGCAUGACUAUGAGGGCGUUUCCUACAUCUCUGAAGUCCCCUUCUUCAUCCUUGACUUGUUCAACAUUCGAUCAAUCAGUGUUAACAUAGAAGAAGAGACAGCUUGGGUUCAAGUUGGAGCAACUCUUGGUGAAGUAUACUACAGAAUUUAUGAGAAAAGCAAAGUUCAUGGCUUCCCUGCCGGAGUUUGUCCCACAGUUGGCGUUGGGGGGCAUUUCAGUGGGGGUGGCUACGGCAACAUGAUGAGGAAAUAUGGCCUUUCAGUAGACAAUAUUAUUGAUGCACAAAUCAUCGGUGUGAAUGGCCGAAUUCUAGACCGAGCAGCAAUGGGAGAAGAUCUGUUCUGGGCUAUCACUGGAGGUGGAGCUUCGAGUUUUGGAGUUGCUCUUGCAUACAAGAUAAAUCUGGUCCGUGUUCCCCCUAAAGUUACAGUGUUCAGGGUGGAAAGGACUUAUGAGCAAAAUGCAACGUUUCUUGUUCACAGGUGGCAGGAAGUUGCAGACAAGUUAGACAAUGACAUCUUCAUAAGAAUGAUUAUUGAUGUGGUCAAUAAUAAUCGUACAGGAGGUAAAACUAUAAGAUCAGCGUUCUUCACGCUGUUCUUGGGAGACUCGGCAAGACUUCUUUCUCUGAUGAAUGAAAGUUUUCCUGAAUUGGGAUUGCGGCAAUCAGAUUGCAUGGAGAUGAGUUGGGCUGAAUCUGUAAUUUACUACACCAGCUUCCCCCUUGGAACUCCUGUUGAUAUGCUUCUUAGCAGAGUUCCUCAAGUACUAACUCACCUGAAAAGGAAAUCUGAUUAUUUGAAAAAGCCUAUGCCAAUAGAAGGCAUAGAAUUCAUCUUCAAGAAAAUGAUUGAAUUGCAGACUCCAGUCUUGACUUUCAAUCCUUAUGGAGGAAGAAUGGCCGAGAUUCCAGCCUCGGCCAAACCCUUUCCCCAUAGAGCUGGGAAUAUUGCAAAGAUUCAGUAUGCAACAAACUGGGAUCAAAAUGGUGUCCAGACGGCCGAGUAUUACAUCAAUUUGACCAGAGCUUUACAUAAAUAUAUGACUCCUUUUGUCUCCAAGUUCCCCAGGGAAGCAUUUCUCAAUUACAGAGAUCUUGAUAUAGGGAUCACCCAUAAUGGCAAGAACAGUUACGCGGAGGGACUUGUUUAUGGAAUUAAGUACUUCAAGGAAAAUUUUAACAGAUUGGUAAAAGUUAAGACCGCGGUUGAUCCUGACAAUUUCUUCAGGAAUGAACAAACCAUUCCGGUGUCUCCUUCUAGGAAAUACUAACAAUAAAGAAGUUAUCAUGUAGCUUUGGUUUUGUUGAUUGUUGUUUUUGUUUUUGCUUUCUGUAAUUUAUUUGGAUUGCAAACUGCAAAGUGUCAUAAAUGAUUCUACACAAAGCACACAGAAUAAAGAUUAUUUUGUCAAAGUUUU
Messenger RNA from Coffea eugenioides, 1797 nucleotides. RefSeq names its product berberine bridge enzyme-like 8. Lineage: Eukaryota; Viridiplantae; Streptophyta; Magnoliopsida; Gentianales; Rubiaceae. The record is from RefSeq and is a predicted model, not a curated record. The transcript has a single exon. Gene Ontology annotation, molecular function: oxidoreductase activity; FAD binding. The coding region runs from base 52 to 1650 and encodes 532 amino acids.